Molecule: messenger RNA, 1505 nt
Organism: Gaeumannomyces tritici R3-111a-1
Lineage: Eukaryota; Fungi; Ascomycota; Sordariomycetes; Magnaporthales; Magnaporthaceae
Product: mannan endo-1,4-beta-mannosidase 1
Exons: 4
Coding region: 208-1350 (380 amino acids)
Molecular function (GO): hydrolase activity, hydrolyzing O-glycosyl compounds
Source: RefSeq, a predicted model, not a curated record
GCCGAAUGUGGACUCUUUCAAGUGCCGCGAAUGUGCGAAUGUGGUAGGGAAUACAAAUGCAUGCCACCGAGUGGAGAGCAUGGUCAAAUCUGGUAUAAACACAUGUCGGCGGGCUCGACAGAUUGACAAGAUGCACGUCUCGUCGUCGUCCUUCCUCGGGUCGUCUGUCUCCUCCUCGUUGCGUGUAAGCUCAUACCGGCCGCGACAAUGAAGUUUCUCGGUGCCACAGCGGCUCUGCUGCUCUCCCUGGCUGCAUCCGCCGCCGCCAGCCUGGUUGAGGAGAGGGAGACGGCGGUCGCCGCCAACUCCACCUUUCCCUCGGUGGACGGCCUCAGGUUCAAGAUCGACGGCGUGACCAAGUACUAUGCGGGAACCAACUCGUACUGGAUCUCGUUCCUCGAGAACCCAGCCGAUGUCGAUUUGGUCCUCGACAACCUUGUCCGGUCCGGGCUGAAGGUGCUCAGGAUCUGGGGCUUCAGCGACGUCAACACCAAGCCGACGAACGGGGCGCCCUACUUCCAGUAUCUCUCCUCCUCCGGCUCCGAGAUCAACACGGGCCCCAACGGCCUGCAGCGUCUCGACGCCGUGGUCGCCUCGGCCGAGAAGCGGGGGAUCAAGCUGAUCAUCAACUUUGUCAACAAUUGGGACGACUUUGGUGGCAUCAAAGCUUACACCAGCGCCUUUGGCGGCGACCACAACGGAUGGUUCACCAACUCCAAGGCCCAGGAGCAGUACCGCAACUACAUCCAGGCCGUCGUCUCCCGAUACGCCAAGAGCCCCGCCGUCUUCUCGUGGCAGCUGGCCAACGAGCCCCGGUGCAGGUUCUGCAGCACCGAUGUCAUCUACAAGUGGGCCGAGGAGACGUCCCGCUACGUCAAGUCCCUCGACCCGGACCACAUGGUCUCCCUCGGCGACGAGGGCUUCGGCCUGCCGGGGGGCAACAUCCUGACCCUGUACCCCUACUCGCACAUCGAGGGCGUCGACUUUGCCCGCAACCUCGAGAUCAAGACGCUGGACUUUGGAACGUUCCACUGGUACCCCGAAUCAUGGCUCCAGUUCAAGAGCGCCGGUGCCGACUGGGUCAAGAACCAUGCUGCAGCCUGCAAGAAGGCCGGAAAGCCUUGCCUGUUUGAAGAGUACGGCUCAAAGAACGAGCACUGCAAGAACGAGAAGCCAUGGCAAGACGCUGCCAUCAGCUCCGAGGGGAACGCCGUGGAUCUCUUCUGGCAGUGGGGAGACACGAUCAGCACCGGCAAAACCCACGACGACUCGUACACUAUUUACUACGGCUCGAGUGACGCGCAGUGCAUUGUGACGGAUCACGUUAAUGCUAUCAACGCCAUGUCGUGACCGACAUGACGACGGGACCCAGGGUAUCUAGGGUGCUAUCGCAAUAAUAACGGUUAGCAGUUUCAAAGAAGCUAUCCGAGGUAUUCGUCAGUCCAGACUAAUGUUUGCAAUCUUGUUGUCCGUUCAAACCCGGCAGGGUACACCUCAUCAUUGCC